UUUUGUUGUGGGGGUGGAGGAUCCGGCGGAGUUGAGGAGGGCGGAUGUUGAUGGGGUUGCGCAAAAAUAUGGCGUGAGCAAAGAAAAUGAGGCUUUCAGAGCAGAGCUCUGUGAUCUCUAUAACCGGUUUGUAAAUUCAGUGAUUCCUCCUGGAGCCGAAAAUCUUAAAGGUGACGAGGUUGAGAUGAUCAUCCAGUUCAAGGCAGCUCUUGGAAUUGAUGAUCUAGAUGCAGCUUCAGUCCAUAUGGAGAUUGGGAGGCGUAUUUUCAGGCUUAGGAUGGAGACUGGAGAUCGGGAAGCCGAUGUAGAGCAGCGCAGUGCAUUUCAAAAGCUUGUCUAUGUUUCAACACUUGUGUUUGGAGAAGCAUCAAGCUUCCUUUUGCCUUGGAAGCGUAUUUUCAAUGUCACUGAUUCUCAGGUUGAUAUUGCUAUACGAGACAAUGCCCAGAGAUUGUAUGGUUUGAAGUUGAACUCAAUUGGGAGAGGUAUUGAAGAGAAGCAACUUAUCGAUCUUAGAGAAGCACAACUUCUGUACAAGCUUUCUGAUGAGAUUGCUGCAGAGAUGUUCAGGGAACACAUAAGGAAAAUAGUUGAAGAAAACAUCUCUAAAGCACUCGACAUCUUGAAGUCACGGACAAAAGCAACCAGGGAGACCAUGCAAGCCAUUGAACAACUUGAGACAGUUUUGCAGUUCAAUGAUUUACUUACACAAUUAAGCAAACAUCCUGAAGCUGGACGAUUUCCCCCGGGGGUUGGCCCUGUUUCUUUGUUAGGUGGAGAAUAUGACAAUGAUAGGAAGAUGGACGAUUUGAAACUUCUUUAUAGGGCAUAUGUGACCGAAUGUUUUCCAAAUGGUCGUCUAGAUGAAACAAAGCUUGUAGCAUUGAACCAUCUGAAAAACAUAUUUGGUCUGGGAAAACGUGAGACGGAGUCUAUAAUGUUAGAUAUUACCUCCAAGGUCUACCGCAGACGGCUUUCACAAGCUUUCUCUGGUGGUGAUCUGGAAGCCGCUCCUAGCAAAGCGGCCUUUCUUCAAAACCUUUGUGAAGAAUUGCAUUUUGAUCCAGAGAAGGCCAGUGAGAUUCAUGAAGAGAUUUAUAGGCAAAAGCUUCAACAAUAUGUUGCUAAAGGUGAGCUGAGUGAAGAGGAUGUUGCUGCUCUCUUGCGUAUACGUGUCCUUUUCUGUAUUUCUCAGCAAACAGUUGAUGCUGCUCAUGCUGACAUUUGUGGCCGUCUGUUUGAGAAGGUAGUGAAGGAUGCAAUUGCAUCAGGAGUUGAAGGGUAUGAUGCUGCUGUUAGGGCCUCUGUAAGAAAGGCUUCUGAAGGUUUACGACUGACAAAGGAAGCUGCAAUGGCCAUUGCUAGCAAGGCGGUCCGGAAGGUAUUUUUGAACUAUAUCCAGCGGUCAAAAUCUGCUGGAAGUCGUACCGAAACUGCCAAAGAGCUGAAGAAAAUGAUAGCAUUUAACACCCUAGUUGUCACUCAGCUGAUAUCUGACAUUAAAGGUGAGUCCACAACGGAACCAGCUGAACCAGUGCAGGAUGUACCUAAACAAAUAGAGGAAGAAGAGGAGUGGGAAUCCCUGCAAACAUUAAGAAAGACUCGACCCAACAAAGAACUAGAAGCUAAGUUAGGAAAACCAGGUCAAACUGAGAUAACUCUCAAGGACGACCUUCCAGAGAGAGACAGAGCUGACCUUUACAGAACUUACUUGCUUUUCUGUCUUCAAGGAGAGGUCACUGUAGUUCCGUUUGGAGCACAAAUUACCACAAAGAAGGAUAGUUCAGAAUAUUUACUUUUGAACCAACUUGGAGGAAUACUUGGUUUGAGUGGAAAAGAGAUAGUAGAUAUCCACAGGAAUUUGGCUGAACAAGCUUUCAUGAAACAGGCUGAGGUAAUCUUAGCAGAUGGUCAGCUAACUAAAGCUAGAAUCGAUCAACUCAAUGACGUACAGAAGCAGGUCGGCUUGCCUCCAGAAUAUGCACAAAAGGUUAUCAAGAACAUAACAACUACGAAAAUGGCAGCUGCAAUUGAGACAGCUGUAAGUCAAGGAAGGAUUGGUAUUCAACAGGUCAGGGAGUUGAAAGAAGCUAAUAUAGAUUUGGACAGCAUGAUUUCAGAACGCUUGCGUGAGAACUUGUUUAAGAAAACAGUAGAGGAGAUUUUCUCAUCAGGUACUGGUGUGUUUGAUGAAGAAGAGGUUUAUGUAAAAAUACCAGCAGAUCUUAAUAUAAAUGCGCAGAAAGCAAGAGCAGUUGUUCAAGAGCUUGCCAAGAGUAGGCUAUCCAACUCGCUGGUUCAAGCUGUAGCACUUCUUCGUCAGAAGAAAUGGGAUGGAGUGAUUUCGUCACUCAAUGACAUGUUAGCCUGCGACACAGCUGUCACUGCUGAGCCCUUGUCUUGGUCUUCACCAGAAGAGCUUGCCGACCUCUUCUUGCUUUACUUGAAGAGUAUUCCUAAGCCAGAAAAGCUGGCACGAUUGCAGUACCUCCUUGGUGUCAGUGAUUCUACUGCAGCUGCACUUCGAGACUCGGCAGAACGAGGAGCUUUGCCCCUCGAGAAUGAAGAGGAAGAGUUCGUAUUUUAAUCUAAGGUUAGUCAGUUUUGGUAGUUACAUUUGUAUGUUCCAAUGAGCAGGUGGUUAAUUAGAUGGACUUACAGUGAGGAAAUUCUGUGGUUCCUUCUUUAUUUAUCAGAACUUCACAUCAUAUUGUUAUAUAACCAUAGUGUUUGAUUCUAUGGUGCAGUAGUGUUAACUUUUUCGGUUUGCCUUGGCCAUGUAUUUUAUGAUAGGCUGUGCAGUAAGAUUUGACCUUAUAUUUCAAAUGUAUUUAUCUGUUUUGCCCGUGAA
Messenger RNA from Asparagus officinalis (garden asparagus), 2851 nucleotides. Its product is annotated as protein TIC110, chloroplastic. The record is from RefSeq and is a predicted model, not a curated record. The transcript is spliced from 15 exons. The coding region runs from base 185 to 2587 and encodes 800 amino acids. Gene Ontology annotation, biological process: protein import into chloroplast stroma. Gene Ontology annotation, cellular component: TOC-TIC supercomplex I. NCBI's taxonomy places the organism in Eukaryota, Viridiplantae, Streptophyta, Magnoliopsida, Asparagales, Asparagaceae.